Messenger RNA from Haemonchus placei, 1365 nucleotides. The record is from the annotation of a GenBank genome assembly. NCBI's taxonomy places the organism in Eukaryota, Metazoa, Nematoda, Chromadorea, Rhabditida, Trichostrongylidae.
AUGGUGCUGUCGCACUUAGGCAACAAUUCAUUCAGACACUAUUGUAAGCAUGGACCGUAUCUUGCCUCCAUUCACCGCUUUUCCACAACACCGUCUCUCUCUGUGAAGAUCUACCCCAAUGCCAAAGAAGCUGUACAGGACAUUCCUGAUAACGCUAAAUUGCUCGUUGGAGGUUUUGGAUUAUGUGGUAUCCCAGAAAACCUUAUCAUGGCUUUAAGUGAGACUGGUGUGAAAGGGCUCACUUGCGUUUCGAAUAAUGCCGGCGUCGAUGAUUGGGGAUUGGGAAUCCUUCUCAAAACACGACAGAUCAAGAAAAUGAUUUCUUCCUAUGUUGGUGAAAACGCGGAAUUUGCUCGGCAGUACUUGUCUGGAGAGCUCGAACUGGAAUUUACUCCGCAGGGUACCCUAGCCGAGCGAAUUCGAGCAGCUGGAGCUGGCAUUCCUGCGUUUUAUACUCCAACUGGAUAUGGUACAUUGAUACAGGAGGGAGGUGCUCCAAUCAAGUACAGCCGAACUGAGAAAGGGAAAAUCGAAGUUUCAAGUCCUGCUAAAGAAACUCGUAUGUUCAACGGUUAUAAUUAUGUGAUGGAAGAGGCAAUUUGGGGAGAUUUCGCUCUCAUCAAGGCUUGGCGUGCUGACAAACUCGGCAAUAUCCAGUUUAGGCUGGCAGCUGGUAAUUUCAACAAUGCCAUGUGCAAAGCGAGCAAAUGUACAAUCGUUGAAGUGGAAGAGAUCGUUGAGCCAGGUGUUAUUGAACCUAAUAAUGUCCACAUCCCAUCUAUCUACUGUGAUCGCCUCGUACUUGGCAAAAAUUAUAAGAAACCGAUUGAACGUCCAAUGUUUGCAGCGGGGCCCUAUCCUCAGAAAGGUAAAGAAGAUCCGGAUCUUAUCAAUGCGGGGAAAGAGACGAUUACACUGUUGCCGGGUGCGUCUAUAUUCGGAAGCGAAGAGUCGUUUGCUAUGAUUCGAGGAUCUCACAUGGAUAUCACCAUUCUUGGCGCAUUGCAAGUUUCUCAAUUUGGAGACCUCGCUAACUGGAUGAUACCUGGAAAACUGGUGAAGGGGAUGGGCGGAGCUAUGGACCUGGUCUCUGCUCCAGGAGCUCGUGUCAUCGUGACAAUGGAGCAUUGCUCAAAAAAUGAUGAACCAAAGAUUUUGCCUCAUUGUGAUUUGCCUUUGACUGGAAAACAGGUUGCAUCACGAAUAAUUACGGAUAGGGCAGUCUUCGACGUUGACAAAAAGGAAGGCUUGACGUUAAUUGAAGUGAGGUCCGAUUUGACAGUCGAGGACAUCAAGAAAGCUACAGCCGCGCCGUUCAAGGUAUCAGAGAACUUGAAGCCCAUGGGACAGGCGAAAUUAAACUAG